Acanthochromis polyacanthus (spiny chromis) is the source of this 1572-nucleotide messenger RNA. Its product is annotated as abhydrolase domain containing 6, acylglycerol lipase. The transcript has 8 exons. The coding region runs from base 156 to 1172 and encodes 338 amino acids. The record is from RefSeq and is a predicted model, not a curated record. NCBI's taxonomy places the organism in Eukaryota, Metazoa, Chordata, Actinopteri, Pomacentridae.
UCCGUGAAGGCAUCACGGCCGUUGCUCUCUUUAAACGCAGAUCAAAGACUGUUGUGUAAUGCGGCAGCAGCGGACGUGAUGGAGGACAGCCGGCAGUGACAGAGCGGCAGGAGGCUGACAGGUGAGGAGCUGCGGCCGGACAGAUUCGAGCAGCGAUGGAGUCGACUGUGGCAAAGACGACGAUGAUGAUGGCAGGAAGCGUUCUGGUCGUCCCUGUUAUCGCCUUCAUCACCUCCUUCCUGCUGUGGCCUGGCGCUCUGGUGAAGGCCUACAACUGGUUUAUGCGUCGCAGGUUGGGUCUGGUGGUUCGUUAUUCCUACAGUGGAAGUUAUCGUUUCUGUUAUUCCAGCCGUGGGACACCGGGUGGCGCUACGCCGUCGCUGCUGCUGCUUCACGGCUUCUCUGCCACUAAAGACAUGUGGCUGCCUGUCGUCAAGUACCUCCCCAGAGACCAACAUGUGAUUUGCCUCGACAUGCCGGGACACGAGGGGACGAGUCGGACCGGCGUCGAGGACUACAGCAUCCAGGGUCAGGUCGGCCGAAUCCACCAGUUUGUGCGGAGCGUCGGUUUGGAUAAAUCUCCGUUCCACCUGGUCGGGACCUCCAUGGGCGGGAACGUCGCCGGAGUCUACGCCGCCCAUCACUCGGAUCAGCUGAGCCGCGUCACCCUGGUGUGUCCGGCUGGUCUGGUUUAUCCCACCGACUCCAAGUUCGUCACCCGGAUGAGGGAGCUGGAGAAGAACCCAGACGAGAACGAGCCGAUCCCGUUGAUCCCAAAAACCCCCGAAGAGCUGGACGCCAUGCUGAGACUCUGCUGCCACGUCGACCUGAACCUGCCCAGACAGGUGGUGCGUGGUCUCCUUGACAACAGGCUCCCUCACAACGGUUUCUAUAAAGAAGUUUUUAUGGAGCUAGUCGGGGAGAAAUCUCGUCACUCUCUGCAGGAACACAUGCAUCUCAUCACAGCGCCCCUUCAGGUGAUUUGGGGGAAACAAGAUCAGGUGCUGGACGUUUCCGGGGCGACCGUGCUGCAGACGGCGCUGCCUCGCUGCCGACUCGACCUGCUGGACGACUGCGGACACUCGGUGGCGCUGGAGAGGCCGAGGAAAGCCGCCGCGCUCAUCGUGGACUUCCUGUCUAAGCAGGAAGUGAGCGACAAGAAACUCUCCUGAGCUGAAGAUGGUGAAGAUGAAGGUUUUAUUGAUUCAAACGACUGAAUUUAAACCCGUGAAGACUAAACCAGCGCACUAAACCACGUCGGGGACCUCCCUGAAGUUAUUUAUGUGUUUUGUUUUCAGAUGUUUGUUUUAAAUGUUCACUGAAUUCAUUCCAAGCUGCACUGUUUCUGUUGUGAAUCUGUUUUUAGUGAAUCGAGUCAUAUUUAACCUCAUUUAAACCCGUUCAGACUGAAGUUUAGAAGCAAACGUCGUCUAUAAACAGAUGAGUCGUCAUCUGAUGUUGGAGGGAUUUUUUUGUCCUGUACGUUUUGAAACUAAGAAGUGAUUUGAUAAUGGAGCCGAGCUCUUGUAUAAACGUCUUUGUGAACCACAGAAAUAAAACCUUUAAGUGAAA